Nannospalax galili (Upper Galilee mountains blind mole rat) is the source of this 1931-nucleotide messenger RNA. RefSeq names its product solute carrier family 11 member 1 (gene Slc11a1). The transcript is spliced from 15 exons. Gene Ontology annotation, biological process: metal ion transport. Bases 75 to 1706 code for a protein of 543 amino acids. Gene Ontology annotation, cellular component: plasma membrane. The record is from RefSeq and is a predicted model, not a curated record. Lineage: Eukaryota; Metazoa; Chordata; Mammalia; Rodentia; Spalacidae. Gene Ontology annotation, molecular function: manganese ion transmembrane transporter activity; cadmium ion transmembrane transporter activity; iron ion transmembrane transporter activity.
CACAGAGGGAGACAGGCUGAUGAACUGCCCUGCCUGGUGAUCACACACAGAGAGUACCUGACAUCUGUAUCCUCAUGAUGCGUGACAAGAGCAGGCCCAGCUAUGGCUCCAUCUCUAGUCCGUCUGGUCGAGCACCUCAGCAAGUGCCUCCCAAAGAGACCUACCUGAGUGAGAAGAUCCCCAUCCCGGGUGCAGAACCGGGCACAUUCAGCCUAUGGAAGCUGUGGGCAUUCACAGGGCCUGGCUUCCUCAUGAGCAUCGCUUUCCUGGACCCAGGGAACAUUGAGUCAGACCUUCAGGCUGGCGCUGUGGCUGGAUUCAAACUGCUCUGGGUGCUACUGUGGGCCACUGUGCUGGGCUUGCUCUGCCAGCGGCUGGCUGCCCGGCUUGGUGUGGUGACAGGCAAGGACUUGGGUGAAGUCUGCCAUCUCUACUACCCUAAGGUACCCCGAACCCUCCUCUGGUUGACCAUCGAGCUAGCCAUUGUGGGCUCUGACAUGCAGGAAGUCAUUGGCACGGCCAUCGCUUUCAAUCUGCUCUCAGCGGGAAGAAUCCCACUGUGGGGUGGAGUCCUGAUCACCAUAGUUGACACCUUCUUCUUCCUCUUCCUGGAUAACUAUGGGUUGCGAAAGCUGGAAGCUUUUUUUGGAUUCCUUAUUAUCAUCAUGGCCUUGACUUUUGGCUAUGAGUAUGUGGUAGCAAGUCCUGCUCAGGGAGCGCUUCUUCGGGGCCUGUUCCUGCCCUCCUGCCAGGGCUGUGGUCACCCUGAGCUGUUGCAGGCUGUGGGGAUCGUUGGAGCCAUCAUUAUGCCUCACAACAUUUACCUGCACUCAGCCUUGGUCAAGUCUAGAGAGGUAGACAGAGCACACCGGGUGGAUAUCCGAGAAGCCAACAUGUACUUCCUGAUUGAGGCCACCAUCGCCUUAUCUGUCUCCUUCAUCAUCAACUUGUUUGUCAUGGCUGUCUUUGGUCAGGCCUUCUACCAGCAAACCAACCAGGAUGCGUUCAACAUCUGUGCGAACAGCAGCCUCCGAGACUACGCCAAGAUCUUCCCCAGGGACAACCACACAGUGUCAGUGGACAUUUACCAAGGGGGUGUGAUCCUAGGCUGCCUCUUCGGUCCCACAGCCCUCUACAUCUGGGCGGUGGGUCUCCUGGCAGCUGGGCAGAGUUCCACUAUGACCGGCACCUACGCGGGACAGUUCGUGAUGGAGGGCUUUCUGAGGCUGAGGUGGUCCCGCUUUGCACGUGUCCUCCUCACUCGCUCCUGCGCCAUCCUGCCCACAGUGCUGGUGGCCAUCUUCCGAGAUCUGAAGGACCUGUCUGGCCUCAACGACCUGCUCAAUGUCCUGCAGAGUCUCCUGCUGCCCUUUGCUGUGCUGCCCAUACUGACCUUCACCAGCAUGCCGGCAGUCAUGCAGGAGUUCGCCAAUGGCCUGUUGAGCAAGGCCAUCACUUCCUGCAUCAUGACACUGAUCUGUGCCUUCAACCUCUACUUCGUGGUCAGCUACCUGCCCAGUCUCCCACACCCUGCCUAUUUUGGCCUUGUAGCUCUGCUGGCAGUAGCCUAUGUGGGCCUCACUGUCUAUCUGGCCUGGACCUGUUGCAUUGCCCAUGGAGCAGCCUUUCUGAUCCACAGCUCUCACCAGCACUUCCUGUAUGGGCUCCCAGAAGAGAAGCCAGAGGAUGGGGAGCAGUCUGGGUAAGCCCCACCCAGGGCCUGACUGGAAGGUGGAAUAAGGGGCACCCUGGCCCACAGGAUACAGCAGGCAAGGAGACAGAGCAAGACAGUGGGAGGCCUACCACCAAGGCUUUACUUACCCUUUCCAGUUUAGACAAGCGCUUCACCUCUGAGUCUCAACGUACUCAUCUGUAGCUACACCCAUCUUAUCAUGGAUGUAAGAGAACACAGUAUUUGGCCCUUGGUACCU